Messenger RNA from Pistacia vera, 594 nucleotides. Its product is annotated as protein DETOXIFICATION 49. Gene Ontology annotation, cellular component: membrane. The record is from RefSeq and is a predicted model, not a curated record. Gene Ontology annotation, molecular function: xenobiotic transmembrane transporter activity; antiporter activity. Gene Ontology annotation, biological process: transmembrane transport. NCBI's taxonomy places the organism in Eukaryota, Viridiplantae, Streptophyta, Magnoliopsida, Sapindales, Anacardiaceae.
AUGGGGAGGAUUUUCCAUGGACGCUUCAAAGAAUGGAAAUCUCUUGAAUUAGCCAUUCCCAGCUGCGUUUCAGUGUGCCUUGAAUGGUGGUGGUAUGAGAUCAUGAUUUUACUAUGUGGUCUUCUGUUAAAUCCGAGAGCAACAGUUGCUUCAAUGGAUUUGAUACAAACCAUCAAUAACUACAUCUUCCCAUCAUCUCUAAGCUUCAGUGUAUCAACAAGAGUUGGUAAUGAACUAGGAGCAAGCCAGCCCGCCAAAGCAAGAUUAGCCACAAUGUAGGGCUUUGCAGUCAUGCUCGGCUUUUCGGCUCUGGUUUUUGCCGUAACGGUUCGAAACAUAUGGGCUAGUAUGUAUCAAGACAAAGAAAUCAUCGCAUUAACUCAUGUUUCCAUAAUUGGGCUUUGUGAACUCGGAAACUGCCCACAAACAACAGGUUGCGGAGUUUUAAGAGGAACGGCCGGCCUAAAGUUGGAGCAAACAAACUUGGGUUGUUUUUACCUGUUGGAACUCGGUUGCCGUGUGGUUUCAUUUUAUGCAGGGUUUGAUUAGGGGCUAUGGUUAGGUCUAUUGGUUGCACAGGGCUCAGUGUUGUGA